AUGAAAUUAUUAUUUUGUUUAAUAUUAUUUCAAUUAAUAGUUUUAAUAAAAAGUGAAAGAGAAUAUUUUACAUUUCGAGAGGAUGUACGUAGAUGUGAAAGACCAAGAUGUGGAGGAUAUUUUUUAAAAAAAUUAAACUCUCGAGCAGAUCAUGAAAUUUAUGUAAGUAGUUUUAUAAUGGUAAAUGCAAAUUUAAAUCCAAUGGAAAUUGAAGACCAUGAUCAAAAUAUUAUCAGUGGGUAUGUAAUGCCAUCUGAUGAAGAUGAUGGUUAUAAUACAUUCUUUUUAAAGGGAAUACACGAAAGAAUGGUAAUUCCAGAUGUGAUUAAUAGUUAUAAAAAAGUUUUGUCAAAUAAAAAAUUUAAAAAUUCAGAUUCAUUUUAUUUCCUUUCCAGCUCUCAAAUUGAAUGUAUUCAAUCUGAUGGUUGUCCAAUUUAUAAAUCAAUAAAGAUCAAUUUUAAUGAAUCAACAAAUUUUGAAUCAUACACAGAGCCAUACACAUCAAAUGUUCCUUUAUUGGAUUUAAAUUGGUUCAAUUCAAGAUUAAUUAAAAAGGAUAUUCAUAGUCCUUAUAUUGGUUCAAUUGUUUCUGGUACAAUUAAUGAUAACCAAUUAUCAAUCACUGAAAUUUUCAUAAACACUGAAGAUCCAGUUUUCCCUUGUAAAAGAAAUACUUUUACUUGCACUACUCCUCAGGUUCCAACAUUUUCUCGUUCAGUUGAUCGUUGUCCAAUAUUUGAAAAAUGUGUUACAAGAUCUGUUUGUCAUCUUGGAAUUCCAACUUGCCCAAAAGGUUAUAAAUCUUAUUCUUACCCUUCUUUACCAAAAGGUUGCUUAAAAUAUUAUUGUGACCCUGAAGCUUUACCAAAUCCUCAUAAAGUUUCUGGACCAUAA
Messenger RNA from Dictyostelium discoideum AX4, 894 nucleotides. RefSeq lists its product as hypothetical. Bases 1 to 894 code for a protein of 297 amino acids. The transcript has a single exon. The record is from RefSeq and is a predicted model, not a curated record. Lineage: Eukaryota; Evosea; Eumycetozoa; Dictyosteliales; Dictyosteliaceae.